AUGUCUGUGCAACCUCCGCCAGCACCUCCGAGUAACAUCGAUGGGCUGCCAACGCAAACUCGGGCGGCGACGGCCCCCGAUAUCACACAUGGGACGCCUUUUGCGCCGCACCCGUACAUACCGCCAAGCGGGGCCCCAGGCUUCGCGGGUGACCGUGCGUGGGACAAGGGCUUCGAAUUCGACAAGGAGAACGUCGAGCGUGCGAGCGUGAAGCUCGCGGGCCGCAAAGAGGGCACGCACAGCAUCCUGACUGUUGCUCUUGCAGACAAGUUGCGGCCGCACCUGCCAGCGCUUAAACGGUUACCACGGUCAUGGACAAUGAUGUACAGCCUCGACCAGCACGGCAUCUCGCUGAACACACUGUACACGCGCUGCGAGGCGCACGCAGGGGGUGCACUGCUCGUCUUGCGAGACGCGAACGACGCCGUGUUUGGCGCGUGGAUGGGCGAGGGCAUCCGCAUGUCUAAGGGCGCAUACUACGGAAGCGGCGAGUCGUUCCUGUGGAAGCUCCUGCCCGAAGACAGGCUGCGGGUGUACAAGUGGACGGGCAGGAACGACUACGUCGCGCUCUGUGAGCCAGAGUACAUCUCGUUCGGCGGCGGCGACGGGCACUACGGCUUGUACCUCGACGCGACGCUGUCGGACGGCUCGUCGGCGCGCUGCCCAACAUUUGACAACGAGCCGCUGUGCUCGGCAGGGCCGAGACAGGGCGAGGGUGUGACAUUUGAGUGUGUCGGGUUGGAGGUAUGGGGUAUCGGAGGUUGACGUUGAGGCUUAAAGCUCGGCGUGCGGACUCUGAACAAUCUAAUUGUAUACUUGCAUAUGUAAAGCAUCAACACAUUCACCUCUCCAGCCCGUUCUGUCGGGUGCAGGGAACUCGUAUUUGUAUAAGGUUUGCCUAGAGACUAGAUCUGCAUGACGAAACAUUCGUCACCCAAAAAUAAACUG
Molecule: messenger RNA, 948 nt
Organism: Phanerochaete carnosa HHB-10118-sp
Lineage: Eukaryota; Fungi; Basidiomycota; Agaricomycetes; Polyporales; Phanerochaetaceae
Exons: 4
Coding region: 1-765 (254 amino acids)
Biological process (GO): response to oxidative stress
Cellular component (GO): nucleus
Source: RefSeq, a predicted model, not a curated record